Molecule: messenger RNA, 3141 nt
Organism: Physella acuta
Lineage: Eukaryota; Metazoa; Mollusca; Gastropoda; Physidae
Product: zinc finger protein 431
Biological process (GO): regulation of transcription by RNA polymerase II; cellular developmental process
Molecular function (GO): RNA polymerase II cis-regulatory region sequence-specific DNA binding; histone methyltransferase activity; protein binding
Source: RefSeq, a predicted model, not a curated record
AUCAUGAGUGACCAGCUUAACAUGUCUAGUCUACACAUCCCAGAAGAUGAUGAGUAUCUCUUUUGUGAUGAGUGCAAAAUUAAAUACAUAGGAGAUUGUACUGAACAUGGUCCUCUAAAUAUUAUAUCAGAUUCACAGGUACCCCAAGACUGCAUCAAGGGCAAGGACACAAAUUAUUGUAGGAAAACACUGCCCCCUGGGCUGGUCAUUAAAACAUCUGGCAUACGUGAUGCUGGACUAGGAGUUUUCACCACAAGAUUUAUUUCUGCUCGUACAAGGUUUGGGCCUUACGUUGGGAAAAAAGAGCAAAAUAAGCAGAUAGCUCAUUAUUCACAGUAUUGCUGGCAGAUCUUCAAAGAUGGAAGGCCAUCCCAUUUUAUUGAUGCCAGUGACAGAUCUGAUUCUAACUGGAUGAGAUUUGUAAACUGUGCACGCUGUGAGGAUGAGCAGUGUGUCACAGCAUACCAGCACAAGGGGGAGAUCUUCUACAGGACUAACAGGGACAUUACUGCUGGCACAGAAUUACUGGUGUCCUAUGGAGACAACCGUGGCAGAGACCUGGGCAUUCAGGUAGAGAGUGUUGGUGUUAAAAGCAAGAACAGUUUAGCAAACAUGGUGAACAAUGACAGUGAUAUUGAUGCAUGCCAGUAUUACAGAUUGGAUUUUUCAGAACUUUCCAAUUCGAAUAGGGGUCUGGAUCUCAAUGAUAAUGACAGAGAACAUUCUUCCAUGACGACAUCUAACUUUCAUCAACGCCAUAGAAUUCAUACAGGAGAUAAGCCUUACAAGUGUGACAGGUGUAGUAAAUGUUUUAAAAAAAGCACCCCAUUAAAAAUUCACCAAAGAAUUCAUACAGGAGAAAAGCCUUACAAGUGUGACAAAUGUGGUAACUGUUUUGCGCAGCUUGGUAACUUGAAGAUACAUCAUAGAGCUCAUACAGGAGAGAAGCCUUAUAUGUGUGAUAUAUGUGGUAAAUGUUUCAUACAGCGUGCUGUUUUAAAGGAACACUUUAAAAUUCAUACAAAAGAAAAACCUCGCAAGUGUGAUGUAUGUGGUAAAUGUUUCAUUCAACUUUCUAACUUAAAAGAGCACCUUAGAGUUCAUACAGGAGAAAAGUCUAACAUGUGUAACAUAUGCAGUAAAUCGUUCACACGUCCUGCUUAUUUAAAGGAACACCUUAAAAUUCAUACAGAAGGAAAGCUUUUUAAGUGUGAAACUUGUGGUAAAUGUUUCUCUCAUCUUGUUGCUUUAAAGAGACACCAUAACAUUCAUACACAGAAAAAUUCUUUCAAGUGUGACAUAUGUGGUAAAUGUUUAACAAGACAGUAUAUUUUAAGGGCACACCUUAAAAUUCAUACAGGGGAAAAGCCUUACAAAUGUGACGUAUGUGGUAAAUGUUUCAUACAGAAAGCUGUUCUAAAGGAACACAUUAGAAUUCAUACAGGAGAAAAGCCUUACAAAUGUGACAUAUGUGGUGAAUGUUUCACAACGAGUGUUUUUUUAAAGGAACACUUUAAAAUUCAUACAGGAGAGUCAAACAAGUGUGAUAUAUGUGAUAAAUGUUUCAAAAAGUCUUCUCAUUUUAAGGAACACCUUAAAAUUCAUGGAGGAGAAAAGUCACACAUGUGUGAUAUAUGUGGUAAAUUUUUCUUACAGCGUUCACAUCUAAAGAAUCACCUUCAAGUUCAUACAGGCAAAAAGCAUUACAGGUGUGAUAUUUGUGGUAAAUGUUUCACCCAAUUAGCUCAUUUAAAGGAUCACCUUAAAAUUCAUACAGGAGAAAAGCCUUACAGGUGUAACAUAUGUGGUAAAUGUUUCACACAUUGUGUUGGCUUAAAGAGACACCAUAGACGGCAUACACACGAAAAGCCUUACAAGUGUGACAAAUGUGAUAUAUCUUUUGCAAAGCAUAGAGAUUUGAAACAACACCAAAGAAUUCAUACAGGAGAAACACCUUACAAGUGUGACACAUGUGGUAAAUGUUUCACAUCACUUGCUUGUUUAAAGAGACACCUUAGACUGCAUAUACAAGAAACACCUUGCAAGUGUGACAUAUGUGGGAAAUGUUUCACACAGCUUGCUGAACUUAAGAUUCACCUUAGAGGUCAUACAGGAGAAAAGCCUUACAAGUGUGACACAUGUGGUAAAUGUUUCACAUAUUUUGCUUGUUUAAAGAGACACCUUAGACUGCAUAUACAAGAAACACCUUAAAUAAACACCAAAGAGUUCAUACAGGAGAAAAGCCUUACAAGUGUGUCUAAUGUGGUAAAUGUUUCACACAGACCUCAAACUUACAAAGGCACCAUAAAAUUCAUAAAGAUGAGUAUUGAGUGUGGGCAGUGUUUCUGCACCCUCAAAAUACUCCAAGUAUUAAAGAACCCACAAAUUAAAUAUAUCUCUGCACAUCUGUUUGAAAAAAACAUGGUUUUUUGGUUUCAUCUGAUAUGAUAUGCACAGUUGAUCAUAGUUGAUGACCAUCAUGACCCUUGCUUUGUGAGAGAACAUUGUUGAAAUUUUUAUUAAUCAUACUUUGAUCUGUUAGUAUUAAAUUUGUCAAUAUCAAGCUAUUCUUUGCUAAUUUUUAAAAAGAUUGUCACAACAUAUAAGAUACUUUGUACACUCUUACUCAGUUCCAUUUUAGUUCAAGGUAGUGGUGUGAAGUAUGUUAUAUUAAAGUCAAAGACAUGCAAAUGCAUCAGGUGUAAGCUAUUAUUUCUUACACAUCUUAGAGACCAAUGCUUUAACCUACGAGAGAAAGUUUAUUUUAUAUUCUUACAUUUGAAUUAUAUGCACAUUAGUUUAAAGUUAAAGCUUUUUUACAGUUCAUCUAUUUUUAUCUAAUGUUUGAUUUAUGUGGUCUCUAUGGAAGUGUGUCUGUGUGACUAAGUGUAUGCAACUCUGUGAAAGUGCAUUUAACUAGACAUUGUAUACAAUUUGAGAUUUAUCAUAAGUUAAUGAGUGAGGAUAACAAGUAAUCAAUCAUCUGCUCUAGUUAGUGAUGACAUUUGCACCUGAUCAUGAUUUUUUAAAUAAAACAAAAUCCACAAUUUAUUAACAAAUAGCAAACAUUUCUGGCCUAUUUUUUUCAAAGGGUAAAAAAGCAAACUGGCUGCAGGUGAUGCUUGCGCAACUCAGGUUACU